UGCCGCCGGUAUAUAGCAGUACAGAAGAGGCGUGGCACCUUUGACACCUGCGGCGGCGGUGAGAUUAAUGCUAUCCGAGAGGCGGAUGCACGUCGCGUAAUGUCGACGUGCGGUGGAGGAGAAACCAAACCCGACCGACGCGGCGGGAAAGUAAUAGUCGUGCGCGAGCUAGCGAGCGAAGCGCGGUUCUGAGUGUAGUAAUAGGUAUCGUCUGUUCUGGAGAUCGCGCGUCGUCUGCUGCCGAAGCGCGCACCGCUCGCAUCGUCUGCUGCUGCGGCUGCCGCUGUUCAUGCAUGCCCGGUUAUUACUUUUUUGUUCCUUCUUUAUUUUCUGAACCACCUCGUCGUCGACGCUUGAUGGAAGGAGAGGGGGGGGAGGGGGGGCGUACCGGACCGCGCCCCUCGGUCUCCCGUGGUUCAUCGGUUAUACGCCCCGCUGCGACUUCCGGACGCGGGACCCCCGGCGGAGCAGACGUAAAGUUCUACUGCGCGUCGCAGCAGUGAGCAGCUAAAUCAGCGACGGCUCGUUUUCAACGUUUGCCCGCCCGGGCGGGAUAUAACAGGUGGGCCAGGCCAGGCCCACGCGCACGCGGGCAGCAGCCGCCGCCGCCGGCGUGCAGCUAGCUCUGCGUGGGCUGUCUCCUUCGACGCGUACUUCAACGGCCGGCAGCCCAAGGCCCCUUUCGCAUGGGAGUCGUAUACGUGUAUACGCACACCGCACGAGAGCGCGCGCUCACGCGUGCCUGUGUGUGCCUUCGAGAAGUGGCCGUCGUCUGGAAGGAGGACGUUGUAUGUGACGAGAUCGCCUGAUGCGGACGGAUGCUGUCCAGGCUUCGAAGACCGGGCUGCUGAACGGCGACUCCGGUACGUAACAACAACACCGCGGGCCAGUGGCGCUCGCGGGACCGUCCUGUUCCUGGAAGUUUCUAACAAAAAACGUUCCCGCGGCAGGAUUCGGCAACUACGUCACUGGGAGUGUGCGUGCUAUGUCAACUGCCUUGUGCGCGCUUACGGAUGUGAAUGUGCGUUCUUCUAAGUGUGGAGUUUCGGUUCGACUUGGAAGGAAGAUCGAAAAAUUCCAUUUUGAAAGAUCGCCUCCACGCAGUUCACUACUGAUGGCCACUAAGUCUUCCAUCAUGGGCAAGUAGUCUCGUUCGUCGAAUGGCAGAAGUGCUGUAGGUCGCAGUCGUCGAAAUACGAGGGGCUCCUCAAAUGCUUAGGCAUGUAAGACGUGUACGUCUCUUCGAUACCCUUAUUUUGAUCGUGGGUCGUAUGCUGGUAGCUGCAAAGUGAUCCGUUUCCUGCUAAAAGCUCGUUUCCAGAGCCGCUGUGAGAUUACUGCUUGCCAUUAUAGGGCCGGAUAACGAGGAACAGAUCGAACCAGGUCUAUGUUUAGCGGUGAUCAGUCACGGCACGACUUGUACGUCGCCGGAGGAUUGCGAAAACGAGGAGGCUGGCUUCCAAGGUCGAGGUAAGCGGGAAAGUCAUCUUCAUUCUCCAAUUAAAUUAAUGUGUUGGCGCCUCAGUCGUCGAAAUUGUUUGAGUACCGGACGUGCCAAUAUGUAGCUGCUAAAGAGCACAUAUAUAGAGAGAGAGAUGCUAAAAAACGAUACAACUGUAAAAUAGUGAAUGAAACAGGUGCACACCGUUCGAAAUCAUCCUGCUAACACUAAUUGUAUAUAUAUGAUUCAAGAUUAAUCAAUAUUUCUUACUAGCUUGUCUUUCUAUAUAUCGGCGUACUAUGCAUAGGCAGCGUGCUGGAAGUCGUGUAUGUUGAUUGCACCUUAUAAGAAAACUACGUACGUUCGCAAUUAACUCUAUGUUCUUUUUUUUCAUUUCAAAUGUCGAUGUUAGCCAUUCCUGCGUACUCUUUUAAUCAAUACAGUAAUGGCCCACAAAUUAAUAUUCCCACCGUGACGAUGCAGUUGGCUGACGCCCUGACCCCAUAUGAGCGGGUCGUCAACUUCACGUCAUACGGGUCGCAUGUCGCAUGCCUGCAGCAACGGAAUGAACCCACCUCUACGCAAUGAAUUCCGAGCUUAGAGAACAGCGGUUUCGCGAAGUAUAACAUCAUUCGGUUUUUCCCAGUCGUCGAAUAAGCGUGAACACCGAUCACGUGCCCGAUGGGUGCUGUUCGUGAAUUUCAGAAACGGAUGUGUCAGUGAGUACUACAGCGUUCCACACUUUUUCACGGAAACGCCGAUGCUUCAUGCAUCAUUAGCCGCCUCUAUGCAGACCUAAGUGGACCUUUUCUGCAGAGAAUGUAUAAGCUUUCGACUGGCAUGACAGAUUACGGGAAUGUCCACUACAACCUGCGACCUGCCGCAUCGUUCGGUCGAAACCCACUUCCCUGAAAGUGACCGCUGUUGUGCUGACCAACCCGUAUUCCGUGGACACCCAUCUGUCGCUUUGUUCGUGUGUUUGACCUUGUCUGAAGGGCCUUGAGAAGUCUAACUGUCCGUGGCAGUAUAAUACUAUACACUCUGCGGUACAAGUCGGCUUAACUCGCAUCGUCAUCGAAAAGUUCGCUGAACGAUAGGUAUUCCCCUUUUUUCCGGAAUUUCUCGAAAAAUCGUAACUCGCAGCGCUGUAUGGUAGCCGAGUGUUGUACUUUGCGUACGUGCUUAACGGUGCAAUUCAGCGCGGACUCGCAUGUUGACGGCAAAGCUGAAGCCCUGAAGCACCUUGCUAUAUAAUAGCGACCGUCGUCCAUAUCUGUUGCCUCCUACAUACAAGUCGACCCCUACUGGAAAGUCUUAUGAGAAGUUUCAAAACUCCAGUGUAGCGUUGGACUGUAACUAACGCUGCGAUCCGGCAUGGCUCGCCUCGGGAUCGGAAAGCUGAAGCCCAGCGCUCUGCUGGCGACCGUCGCCGUUCUGGGCCUCUACUGCGUCCUGCUCAAGACUUCGCUGGCUCCCGGGACGUUGCGACAGACGCGUCAAUUCAAACCGAAACGGCGCAGCGUGCAGUCGUGCGUGCACGACCCAAUUCCGUGUCCCCGACUGCCCUACGCCCACGGGUGGCUGGGAGACGGCAACGACGCGACCCGCAACUCGACGUGGCUGAUCGACCUGCGCGACUUCGCCUACCUGCUGGACGCGCCGCCGUGCGUCGUCGCCACGGGUCGCGAAGCGGCGCUGCUGGUCCUCGUGCACUCGGCCGCGGCCCACUUCGCCGAGCGUGACGUCAUCCGCAGCACGUGGGGCGCCGGAUGGCCGAGGAGCAACAUGACGACCAGGGUCGUCUUCAUGCUGGCCAGGACGCCCGGGGACCCGGCGCUCGAAGAGCGGAUGGAACGCGAGAACCGCAGGUACGGUGACACGGUCCAGGGAAACUUCGUGGACUCGUACCGCAACCUGACGUACAAGCACGUGAUGGCGCUGCGGUGGGCCUCGACGCGCUGCGGUUCCGCCGCCAUGGUGCUCAAGAUGGACGACGACAUCUUCGUGCACGUCUUCCAGCUGGCUGCCAUAUUUGACAAGGUGGCGGCGGCGGCGUCGCUCAAGCCCAAGGUCCUCUUCUGCUACGUGCAGAAGCAGAUGCCCAUCUCCAGGAGCGCGGGCAGCAAGUGGAAGGUGACGGAGAGCGAGUACCCGGGCUCCUUCUUCGAGGACUACUGUUCCGGCUGGGCCUACCUGGCCGACAUGGCCGCCGUCCGGGCCAUGGCGACCGAGGCCCAGUACCGCCCUUACUUCUGGGUCGACGACGUCCACGUCACCGGCACCCUGGCCCGGAUGGGCGGCGUCUUUCGGUCCAGGAUCAACCACAAGUACACGACCGAGGCGGACUCCCUGGCCCUGUGGGCCAAGCCUGGAGACCCGAGGGACUCCGGGCUGCUGGACUGGGGCUACGCCUUCGGACCGACGUGGGGUGACGUGGCGCUCGUGGCGAGGGCGCACCGCAAGGCCCUCUGGUGCCGGAGGCGCGCCUGCAAGUGCUGCUUCAAGGCGGUCAGUGCGAACGCUGGUGGCGCCACCAACGGCAGUUCGGCGAAGAACGGCGUGAUCGGCAGGGCCGUGGUGAAACCCUUGUCCGGAGUCUAGUCAUUCAUUUCUUGUUUUGUUUUGUGUUGUGGACGACUCGGACUUGUUUUUUUUUUUUUAGCAGUGCUGAAAUGCACGGGUUUCAGUCCGCGGGCUAGCUGCAUAUGGGCGGCCAAGUGAAAGUGCGAGGUCGAUUGAUCAAAGACUCUGCUUCGUAUGAGAAAGUGCAGAGUGCUGCGGUUUUGAAAACUGCAUGAUCGGCAAGGCCGUGGUGAAACCCUUGUCCGGAGUCUAGUCAUUCAUUUUUGUUUAGUUUUGUUAUGUGUCGUAGAUGACUUGGACUUGUUUUUUGAACAGUGCUGAAAUGCAUGGGACUCAGAUGGGCGGCCAAGUGAAUGUGAGAGAUCGAUUGAUCAAGAACUCUGCUUCGUAUGAGAAGGAACACAGUGCUGCGGUCUUGAAAGUUUUCGGCGCCAUGCAUCAAGCCCAUCAGAAGUGCCUGCCGGAUGGAUCGAGGGGUGCGAAAGGGAGCAGCAGUCAGGCACACCUGCCCUCUGACACUGAGCGAUCAGUGUCUGCAGCGUCAGACGUUCAAGGUGCCCCGGUAAUUGAUGUUUCUCGUUGCCGUUGUUGGUGUUGUCGAGGGAUACCGUACAUUUAAAGGUGCUUUCAAACACUUUUGUUGCUUCUUAUGCCAUCGAGAAACCCACCGUGCUGGUAUCACCACUCGUCUGGGUUGUGAUGUGCGUUCCGUUGCCUCACUGAGAAAUGGAUACCAUGAUAUAACUUUCUUUCUUUUUACCCCCUUUCCUAGGAUAUAAUGUUGCGCACUUGCCGAGCGAGACGUUCACUAUAAACGCGUGUCUGGGGCGUUACAGCUGUAUUUCAUAGAUACGAAGUGAUUGCUGCCUGCUGGACAGGCUUUUUGUCGCGACAAGUGGUCAUUGUGGCAGCCCAUAUAGCUGGAAAACGACGCAUCGUACGUUGAAACUGCAUUCUAAGAGCGAUUUCCGCCGCAACAUGGAAGCGAGACGUACACUCGCAGCUCUCAAGUGUAUUUAGCAUGGCCACCUCGCACCCGUGAUGAAAAAUAAACGUUGUUGUUGACCG
Molecule: messenger RNA, 5092 nt
Organism: Dermacentor albipictus
Lineage: Eukaryota; Metazoa; Arthropoda; Arachnida; Ixodida; Ixodidae
Product: acetylgalactosaminyl-O-glycosyl-glycoprotein beta-1,3-N-acetylglucosaminyltransferase-like
Cellular component (GO): Golgi membrane
Molecular function (GO): hexosyltransferase activity
Source: RefSeq, a predicted model, not a curated record